Molecule: messenger RNA, 3517 nt
Organism: Trichechus manatus latirostris (Florida manatee)
Lineage: Eukaryota; Metazoa; Chordata; Mammalia; Sirenia; Trichechidae
Gene: ATP2A1
Product: ATPase sarcoplasmic/endoplasmic reticulum Ca2+ transporting 1
Exons: 23
Coding region: 186-3167 (993 amino acids)
Biological process (GO): intracellular calcium ion homeostasis; calcium ion transmembrane transport
Cellular component (GO): membrane
Molecular function (GO): ATP hydrolysis activity; P-type calcium transporter activity; ATP binding
Source: RefSeq, a predicted model, not a curated record
GGCCGGCUGCUGCAAGUGGGACGGGGGUCAGAGCUUCGUGGAGGGAAGAAAAACCUGGGGGGGGGCAGGAGAGAAAAAGCAAGACUCCCAGACACACAGGCAGGUGGAUACUGAGGAAGGCCCCCCACACGUGAGACCCCCCCCAGAAGAAACACACUGCCCCCGGCCCCCAGGAAGGGAGCACGAUGGAGGCUGCACACUCCAAGACCACAGAGGAAUGUUUGGCCUAUUUUGGGGUGAGUGAGACCACAGGCCUCCCCCCAGACCAAGUUAAGCGGCACCUGGAGAAAUACGGCCACAAUGAGCUCCCUACUGAGGAAGGAAAGUCCCUGUGGGAGUUGGUGGUAGAGCAGUUUGAAGACCUCCUGGUGCGGAUCCUUCUCCUGGCCGCCUGCAUUUCCUUUGUGCUGGCCUGGUUUGAGGAAGGUGAAGAGACCGUCACGGCCUUUGUUGAACCCUUUGUCAUCCUCUUGAUCCUCGUUGCCAACGCCAUCGUGGGGGUUUGGCAGGAGCGUAAUGCAGAGAAUGCCAUAGAGGCUCUGAAGGAAUAUGAGCCUGAGAUGGGGAAGGUCUACCGGGCUGACCGCAAGUCAGUGCAAAGGAUCAAGGCUCGGGACAUUGUCCCUGGGGACAUUGUGGAGGUGGCCGUGGGGGACAAAGUCCCUGCAGAUAUCCGCAUCCUCUCCAUCAAAUCCACUACCCUCCGGGUUGACCAGUCCAUCCUCACAGGUGAGUCUGUCUCUGUCAUCAAGCACACAGAGCCUGUUCCUGACCCCCGAGCUGUCAACCAGGACAAGAAGAACAUGCUUUUCUCGGGUACCAACAUUGCAGCUGGCAAGGCCUUAGGCAUCGUGGCCACCACCGGUGUGAACACCGAGAUUGGGAAGAUCCGUGACCAAAUGGCUGCCACAGAACAGGAAAAGACCCCUCUGCAGCAGAAACUGGAUGAAUUUGGGGAGCAGCUCUCCAAGGUCAUCUCCCUCAUCUGCGUGGCUGUUUGGCUUAUCAACAUUGGCCACUUCAAUGAUCCCAUCCAUGGUGGCUCUUGGCUCCGUGGUGCCAUCUACUACUUUAAGAUUGCUGUGGCCUUGGCUGUGGCUGCAAUCCCAGAAGGUCUUCCUGCAGUCAUCACCACCUGCCUGGCCUUGGGCACCCGCCGGAUGGCAAAGAAGAAUGCGAUUGUGAGGAGCCUGCCUUCUGUAGAGACCCUGGGCUGCACCUCUGUCAUCUGUUCUGACAAGACAGGCACCCUCACCACCAACCAGAUGUCUGUCUGCAAGAUGUUUAUCAUCGACAAGAUAGACGGGGACUCCUGCAUUCUGAAUGAGUUCUCCAUCACUGGUUCCACUUAUGCUCCAGAAGGAGAAGUCUUGAAGAAUGAUAAGCCAGUGCGGGCAGGGCAGUAUGAUGGGCUAGUGGAGCUGGCCACCAUUUGUGCCCUCUGCAAUGACUCCUCCUUGGACUUCAAUGAGGCCAAAGGUAUCUAUGAGAAGGUCGGUGAGGCCACCGAGACGGCCCUCACCACCCUGGUGGAGAAGAUGAAUGUAUUCAACACUGAUGUGAGAAGCCUCUCGAAGGUGGAGAGGGCCAACGCCUGCAACUCGGUGAUCCGCCAGCUAAUGAAGAAGGAAUUCACACUAGAGUUCUCCAGAGACAGAAAGUCCAUGUCUGUCUAUUGCUCCCCAGCCAAAUCCCGGGCUGCUGUGGGCAACAAGAUGUUUGUCAAGGGUGCCCCUGAGGGGGUCAUCGACCGCUGUAACUAUGUGCGAGUUGGCACAACCCGUGUGCCGAUAACAGGGCCAGUGAAGGACAAGAUCUUGUCAGUGAUCAAGGAGUGGGGCACUGGCCGGGACACCCUGCGCUGCCUGGCCCUGGCCACCCGGGAUACCCCCCCAAAGCGAGAGGACAUGUUCCUGGAAGAUUCUGCCAAGUUCAUUGAGUAUGAGGUGGAUCUGACUUUCGUUGGCGUGGUGGGCAUGUUGGACCCACCCCGCAAGGAGGUCACAGACUCCAUCCAGCUGUGCCGUGAUGCCGGAAUCCGAGUGAUUAUGAUCACGGGGGACAACAAGGGCACAGCCAUCGCCAUCUGUCGACGAAUUGGCAUCUUCGGCGAGAACGAGGAGGUGACGGGCCGUGCCUACACCGGCCGGGAGUUCGAUGACCUGCCCCUGGCCGAGCAGCGGGAGGCCUGCCGCUGUGCCUGCUGCUUUGCUCGUGUGGAGCCCUCCCACAAGUCCAAGAUUGUGGAAUAUCUGCAGUCCUUUGACGAGAUCACAGCCAUGACAGGCGAUGGCGUCAAUGACGCCCCCGCCCUGAAGAAGGCUGAGAUUGGUAUUGCCAUGGGAUCCGGCACCGCUGUGGCAAAGACUGCCUCAGAGAUGGUGCUUGCAGAUGACAACUUCUCCACCAUUGUGGCUGCUGUGGAGGAGGGCCGCGCCAUCUACAACAACAUGAAGCAGUUCAUCCGCUACCUCAUUUCCUCCAACGUGGGCGAGGUGGUCUGCAUCUUCCUGACUGCCGCCUUGGGGCUGCCUGAGGCCCUUAUCCCCGUGCAGCUUCUGUGGGUCAACCUGGUGACAGAUGGGCUCCCGGCCACGGCCCUGGGCUUCAACCCACCAGACCUGGACAUCAUGGACCGGCCCCCCCGCAGCCCCAGGGAGCCCCUCAUCAGUGGCUGGCUCUUCUUCCGCUACAUGGCAAUUGGGGGCUAUGUGGGUGCAGCUACUGUGGGAGCAGCUGCCUGGUGGUUCCUGUAUGCAGAGGAUGGGCCUCAUGUCACCUACCACCAGCUGACUCACUUUAUGAAGUGCACCGAGGACAGCGCCCACUUUGCUGGUGUGGACUGUGAGGUCUUUGAGGCCCCUCAGCCCAUGACCAUGGCCUUGUCUGUGCUGGUUACUAUCGAGAUGUGCAAUGCUCUCAACAGCCUCUCUGAGAACCAGUCCCUUGUUCGGAUGCCACCCUGGGUGAACAUCUGGCUACUGGGCUCCAUCUGCCUCUCCAUGUCCCUCCAUUUCCUCAUCCUCUACAUUGACCCAUUGCCGAUGAUCUUCAAGCUCCAGGCCCUGGACCUUGCUCACUGGCUUAUGGUCCUCAAGCUCUCACUUCCAGUCAUCGGGCUCGAUGAGAGCCUCAAGUUCAUUGCUCGGAACUAUCUGGAAGGAUAACCUGUUUCCCCCUCCUCCAUCUCUUUGAAUCCGUGUCACAGAUCCGGAAGAUGACAGAAGGAAGUAACCAGUCAGUCCUUUUGCCCCCUUCUUCCCCACCCUGAUAGCAAUGCAUCUUCAGCCAGAGCUGUGGCACAGACCCACCCCACACCCUUCCACUCCCCCUCCCAUGUUUCUGUUUAUAAACUCGAUGCCCAUCACUUCCCCUCCCCACUCUCAGCAACCUGCUCCUCCCUUUUAACCUUGUAAAACCUUCCCCGUUCCCAACCUCGUGGGGUUUGCAGGGACAAGGCGACCGAUUGAUCUGAGCUGCUUAUUUAUUGAAAAUAAAUGACCGAAAAGUCUAGCCU